Messenger RNA from Daldinia vernicosa, 1432 nucleotides. RefSeq names its product mitochondrial carrier. Gene Ontology annotation, biological process: transmembrane transport; fumarate transport; succinate transport. The transcript has 4 exons. NCBI's taxonomy places the organism in Eukaryota, Fungi, Ascomycota, Sordariomycetes, Xylariales, Hypoxylaceae. The record is from RefSeq and is a predicted model, not a curated record. Bases 328 to 1311 code for a protein of 327 amino acids.
CAUAAGUCUCCUAUAUAUGCACAUAUCCAUACACACCAGUCCUGAUACUUUGUGCUUUGUGUUCAAGCUGCUAUAACUAUAACACCGAGCUCCCUUCUCCCACGUGCUUCUUCUAAACUGAAGUAUACUAAGUACAUUACAUCUCUUUGUUGGCUCCCUAUUCCCUCGGUAUUACUUAACAGCACGUCGGUGACGGCCAUUGCAUGUGGUUACCCUCCUAGAACGUUUCAUGGUUCUUCGCCCAAUAUCAACAUCAUAGCUACGAACGGAAACACGUUAGAAGGUUAGAGUAUAACCUGGGCGCAAGCCCUAUACUAAUACUACAUAAUGGCGACAAAAGUAGGAGGAAAGGAUGGCAAGACGCCGCCGACUGUAGCAACGAAUUUGAUCGCUGGCGGAGGAGCAGGCAUGAUGGAAGCCCUAGUGUGCCAUCCUCUCGACACAAUAAAAGUACGAAUGCAGCUCUCACGAAGAGCCCGCCAGCCCGGCGCCCCCAAACGCGGGUUCAUCCGCACCGGAGCCGAAAUCGUAAAGCGCGAAACACCACUAGGCCUAUACAAGGGACUAGGCGCGGUUCUGACCGGUAUCGUACCCAAAAUGGCGAUUCGGUUCACGUCUUUCGAGGCCUACAAGCAAAUGCUGGCCGACUCCGACACGCACACGAUCUCCGGGCGCGGGACCUUCGUCGCCGGACUCGCAGCGGGCGUGACGGAAGCCGUAGCAGUCGUCACGCCCAUGGAAGUCAUCAAGAUCCGCCUGCAAGCGCAGCACCACAGCAUGGCGGACCCCCUCGACAUACCCAAGUACCGGAACGCCGCGCACGCGUUAUACACGGUCGUCCGCGAGGAGGGCUUCGGCGCUCUGUACCGGGGCGUGAGUCUGACGGCGCUGCGGCAGGGCAGCAACCAAGCCGUGAAUUUCACGGCGUACACGUACUUCCGGGAGCUGCUGCUGCGGUGGCAGGAUAACAAGGGAGGGAGCGCGGUGACGCUGCCCAGCUGGCAGACUACGCUUAUCGGCCUCGUGAGCGGCGCGAUGGGGCCGCUGAGUAACGCGCCCAUCGACACGAUUAAGACGAGGUUGCAGAAGACGCCGGCGGAGGAGGGGGUCUCGGCGUUUAAGAGGAUUAGUUCCAUUGCGAGGGAUAUGUUUAAGCAAGAGGGCUUUCAUGCGUUUUACAAAGGCAUCACGCCGAGGAUCAUGCGUGUUGCGCCAGGCCAAGCUGUUACGUUUACCGUGUAUGAAUACUUGAAGGACAAGUUGGAGAAGAGCGGGCCGAGUAUGUUGUCGGGGAGGACGUAUGAGGAAUAGAAAGGGAUGAAUGAUUUUAAGGAGCCGGGUUAUGUACUAGCUAUGGCAUUGUGGUAUUGCUGUAACGGGGAUCUUGGGCUGGACAUUUUUGAUUUAAUCACGUUGGUGAUAUAUCAUAUCA